This is a messenger RNA of Apiotrichum porosum, 495 nucleotides long. RefSeq lists its product as uncharacterized. Lineage: Eukaryota; Fungi; Basidiomycota; Tremellomycetes; Trichosporonales; Trichosporonaceae. The transcript has a single exon. Bases 1 to 495 code for a protein of 164 amino acids. The record is from RefSeq and is a predicted model, not a curated record.
AUGUCUGGGUUCCAGUCAGUGUUGUUCAGUUCCAUGAGGUUUGUGUCCCAGGUGCAAUUUGUUAGACGAACACCUGCUUCCUUCGGCUCACUUGAUACAAUACGCUUCCCCACACCCGGCGCACCGCACCUCCCUGGCAAUGCCGGCCCCGCCCUCCACACCUGCUUCCAGACCGCCAACGCUCUCGAUAGUCUCAGACGUGCACCCCUUCCGAGCACAUUCUCCCUUUAUGCGCGCUGGCAACAGUGUCCUGCUCGGUCCAGCGUCGUCGGUGGAGGCGUCAGCGCACCCGUGGCCGUGGACGUGGUCUUUACAGAACACAUGGGCGCAAUGGGGGCAGGUGAAGGGGAGGAAAUCGACAAGAGAGCAAGUGUAGCACUUGCCACCGAUGUCGAGGAGGGACAUGGUCUGCCGAGAGAGCUGGAGGGUGGUGGUGUGUUGGGUGGUGUUUACAAGAGAAGCACAUCUCGGCAUGUCAUCUACGACUGGCUCUGA